AUGCCUUUCCUCAGGCUCUCGGUGGGGCGCUGGCUCUUCGGCAGCGAGCGCUUGAAGGCGGACUGGCCUCCGACGGAGGGCUUGAGGUCCUUCAUGUUGUUGACCGGUCGGGUGCACAUUUUCCGCGAUUCGAACGGCUUGGGAGAAUUUCUGGAGAUGAUGCCUGGUUCGAUCUUUGGCGAACAGCCUUUCAGGAUGGGCGACGAAGAAAUCAAUGACGCCUUGGGCGGAGCGGCCCAUUGUGAGGAGCCAUCCAUCGUGGGGAUCCUGACCACGGAGGUCUUGGAGGCGGCCUUUGCCGAUCGCGUCUAUGGCAAUCCCCGCAUCGCCCAAAAGAUCCGCCACUCGCCCGCUCUGCAACGAGCGGUCUUGCCAGAGCCAGAUCCUUCGAAGCCGAAGGUGGAAUUGGAGCACCUGUCAGCUGCACAGAGGGUCGAGGUCUUUGAGUCCAUUUCGAGCGCUGUCCGGUCAGGGUUGGAUGAGAUGGCAAAGUCAAUCUCUGUGCUCCACCUCCUUCCUGCCGAGCCCAUUUUCACCACUGAAUCCAUCGAUGAAAGCGUGUUCUACAUUGAGGAAGGUCGAGUAGAAGUGCAAGCCGAUGUGACUCUCAUCGAGAAGCCGGAGACCCGAACGCCCAAGCGGACUCGGAUUCACGUACUGGUCGACAGAGCCGAAAAGCUUGCAGGAAACUCUAUUUUCGACAAGCUGGAUCCAUACGUGAUUGUGAAGCUGGGCGAGUACAAGCGCUUUCAAACUCCGGUGCCUGGGCGGAAGAAAUCCAGCAGCGUCCCAGUCAACCCAUUCUUCAACUAUGAUGGAACUUUGACCUUCAAUGGGGAGGAAGAGAUCACUUUCACCGUCAUGGACUACGACAGUUUCAAGUCGGAUGACCUCUGCGGAAGUUGUACGCUCCGGGUGGAUGACCUGACGGAUGGAUGGACGGGAAAAGCUGACCUUUACCGGCCCAAGUCUUCGGUGAACAUGAUUAGCAGCUCAGACUCUGAUUUGAUGGAAAAGGCCGGCAAGCUCUUCUUCUCUGUCAAGUGGGACUACGAAACCUUCAAUCCACUCAUUCCACCGAAGCAGAAGUCGUGGCCAGACCAGGUUCUCUUCAGCUUGCAAGAAGAUGCAAUCUGGGGCCACGAGCGCCUGAUGCUGGGAAAGGUUUGGAUGAAAGCUUUAGAAGGUGCAGCUUCCUCGACGAAUUACCGCUUGCAGCUCCAGCGCUUCCGGAUCCGGGCCGCCGAGCUGAAAGGGACUGAUGACCGAUGCGUGGUCCUGAAGAUUGCCAAUCAUAGGUUUCUGGACUUCAUCAAGAAGAGCCAGCGGGAGAAAGCAUUCUUGCAAGCUUGUCGUUUGCAAGCCCUGGAUGACAAGCAGCAAGUGGUGAAGCACCACAUCGUUGAGUUGCUUGCCAGAUGGGCCAUUGAGGAGCAAACCGAGCAGCUUCGAAAAGGACUCCUGGGCUUGAAGGCCGAGCGCGAAGAAGCCGUCGAUCCGGGCAAGUUCCGCUCCAAAUACCGGGGCGUCAAGGCACAUAUCUAUGUGCGGAACGCUUCCAAUCUCACCUCGGGCGGCUGGUUCGACAAACUGGAUCCUUAUGCGAUUGUUCGCUUCCGCGGCAGCAAGGAGGAAGUCCGCACCAGCGUCCUGGCAGAUGCCGGUGGUGAUCCUAUUUGGGACUCCAAAGGCUCCGUGACGUAUCACGGCGAGGUGGCGCUCGAAAUCUCCGUCUGGGACUUUGAUCGAUACAAUGCCGAUAGCCUUUUGGCCACGGGCGUCGUGCAAGUGGAACAGUUCUGUGCCGGCUUUGAUGGCAUGAUACCUCUCAGUAUUGCAGGUGGCAAGGGAAAGCGCGCGAAAAAGCAAGCCAUGACGCUUGGUGACACAAUUGGCUUCGGUGCAGUGGCAGAAGCUGCAGAGGUGGAAGUGGUGGUGGUAGCUGGUAGAAGUGACCGUUUUCCAGCAGUGCUCGCCCUGUGGGAUGUUGUGGGAGUUGUGCUAGUACUAAGCACCAGACAUGCAUGGCAUAGUGCUGGUGUUGUUGCUGGCGGCAUCAUCACGUCGGUGUAA
Messenger RNA from Durusdinium trenchii, 2073 nucleotides. The record is from the annotation of a GenBank genome assembly. NCBI's taxonomy places the organism in Eukaryota, Dinophyceae, Suessiales, Symbiodiniaceae.